This is a messenger RNA of Penicillium brasilianum, 1184 nucleotides long. NCBI's taxonomy places the organism in Eukaryota, Fungi, Ascomycota, Eurotiomycetes, Eurotiales, Aspergillaceae. The record is from the annotation of a GenBank genome assembly.
AUGAGCGGCAAGACCAUCACACCUUCAGCUACUCCCAAGCUCUUAGGCGUGACAUUCGACCACGAGCUACGGUGGAAAGAACAAGUGCAGCAGGCAGUCCAGAAAGGAAACCGAGUCGUUACUGCAUUAGGAGGGCUGAGACAACUCCGCCCAGAGCAAAUGCGACAGCUCUACGAGGCGUGUGUCACACCGGUUGUUGAUUACGCCUCAACGGUCUGGUACGACCCACUCCGAGAUAAGACUCACUUACAACACUUGCGUACUGUUCAACGGACGGCGCUCAUCCGCAUCAUUUCUGCUUUCCGGACAAUAGCUACAUCUACGCUAGAAGUUGAAACGCAUGUUCUACCUACUCAUCUCCGUUUACGCCAUCGCGCACAAACCACCAUCGCCAGACUCCACACCUUACCACGGAAGCAUCCUAUAUGGGACACCUUGCUCCGGGCCCAAAGAAGACGGAACAACAUAGGAACAUCUGCCCGGUUCCCCUUCGUCGCGGAAGCCCUAAAAACCAUGAGCCCAGAGAGACUCAAUGAGCUAGAAAUGAUCGACCUAACUCCUCUACCGCCGUGGCGGACCGAGGCCUUUUCCAACAUUGAGAUCGAACCAGACAAGGAGAUCGCAAUAGCAUAGGCGGAGACUGCACGGUCCAACUCGGACAUUGUAGUAUACUCCGAUGCAUCGGGACGCCAAGGCCACUUGGGCGCCGCGGCGGCGGUACUGGAUGACACGCAGGAAAUAACCGAGAAAUACCAGACACAGGUCGGACCUAUGGACCGAUGGUCUGUAUAUGUCGCCGAACUAAUCGCAAUCUUGUACGCUAUUAAAAUCAUCAACAAGAUCGCCCUCCAAUGUCGGAGAUCAACCGGGGUGCGAGUGAGAACUACUACUGUCCUCAGCGAUAGUAUGUCGGCACUACAAGCAAUCUAGAAUCCAGGAAACAAAUCCGGACAGCAGAUCAUCUACGCUAUUCUAGAGGCAGCUAGGAACACCAAGACCCACGGCAUCGCGGUCCGACUACAUUGGAUGCCGGGGCAUUGCGAAGCACCUGGGAACGACACCGCAGACUAAAUAGCUAAAGAAGCAGCCAUACCUGGCAAAAUUCACCCAUUUUCCCCCUUGCUGUCACGCGAGAGGGCCUACAUCAGAAGAGGAAUCUACACCCAAUGGGAGAAAGAAUGAAA